This is a messenger RNA of Rotaria socialis, 1524 nucleotides long. The record is from the annotation of a GenBank genome assembly. Lineage: Eukaryota; Metazoa; Rotifera; Eurotatoria; Philodinida; Philodinidae.
AUGGCUGACCGACCAACCAAUCGAAUUUUUGAGGAUGAAAUGCUUGCUCAGAUAUUACAUGAUCUAUAUGUCCCACGAGAAUUACUUGAUGGUUUACCCGAAGAUCAAAAACAAUUACUUUUCUGUAAGAUGCGUGAAGAACAAGUUCGAAGAUAUUAUGCACGAGACGAAGAACAAGACCCAGCGAGUGCACGAAAAAUAAGACCAAUAAAUACAAAGAAGAAAACGAAGCAGGUUACAUUUCAAAUUGAUGCUGAUGGAAACGAAUGUUGUUGGGUUAUGGAAGAAUCAGAAAUAUCUACGAAAAAUAUGGAUGAACAACUAAAUUCAAGAAUUCAUUCUGGAAGUAUUGCAAUCGAUCAUCAAAAUCAAUUAAGAGCUUUUGCUGGUGUUAAUUAUCCAGUUCCACCUAAAUCUGGAACUUACUAUACAGUACAUCGAGAUGAAUUCGACGUCUUUCUAGACAAAAUAAAACGAACAACAGUUUAUUUUAUACGAAAACAAAUUGAAGAAAUAUCAAAUAAUAUACAAGAAGCACGUCGCAUGUUUGAAUGUUUAGAAUCAGAAACACGACAACUUGUUUUGAAUAAGGAAAUUGAAGUUUUACAACAACAACAGCAACAACAACAACAGAAGUCGUAUUAUGCUAUAGAAACUCCUCAAAAUGAGACAGUUGAUGAAAUAUUUUAUCGUGAACUUGCAGCACGUGCAAAAAAAGCUGAUCAAGAAAGACGCGAAAUAGCUAGACGUGCACGAGAUAGUUUUCGCCGAAAUUCAUCACAAUUAAACGUGUGUUUCGACACAGAUAAUCAUACGACAAUACUUUUUCAACCGUCACCAUUAAAUUCAUCAAAUAAAGCUAAUCAAGCAACUAAAAAUGAAAAUAAAAUUCAUAUUCAAUUGACUGAUAAACACACGUCAGCUAAUGAGUCAAAACAACAAUCACCAAUUGAACAAGAACAAUGCUCAGAAGCUAUAAUCGAACGCCAUCGAUCUAAACCUAUAUUACCAUUAACACGUGAAGAUAUUCGUCAAUGGUUUUGUACAAGUGAAAUUCCCUAUGCUACAUUUCGUUCUUCACGUGGAGAAAUCUAUCCGUGGUUUCAUGGAAUUAUAAGUCGAUGUUAUGCCGAAGACCUACUACGCGCAAAACCAAUUGGAACCUAUUUAAUACGUAUAAAUGAAAAAAUUUUCGGUUAUGCAUUAUCUUAUCGUGCAUCGGAUCAUUGCCGACAUUUACUUAUUGAAGUUGUUUCAUCAGCUAAACAGCAUACCUAUAGAUUUUUAGGUGGUGCUAAACAGGAAUUAUUUUUACAAUUGAAUGAGCUUAUUGAAAAAUAUAGUAAUACUCCAAUACGUUCGAAUUCUAAGGAUGUUCUUCGUUAUCCUUGUGGUCAAACAAAUCCUAAAAAACCUGAUUAUGCUGAUUUAUUUAUUGAAAAUUUUGAUGAUAAACAAUACGAAUCUUUGUACAUAUCACUUGAAACAACGACAUCGUCACCUCAUUCCACGACACAUCUAUAG